AUCUUUUUCAUUCUCUCUUUUUUUCCCUUUUCUCUUCUCUUUUCUUCAAUUACACCUUUAGAAAAAGCAGCACUAACAAACAACUCCAUCAAUAGCAUCUCAACUCUUUUUAUUUUAUCCAUCUCAGCUCUUUUUAUUUCACCAUGGCACAACCACAUGACUCUGGUCUCAAUUACCUUCCAGUAGACCACUCUCAUCCCGAUACUACCCAAACUACCCAAAGUAUCGUCACUGAGAAUGCUUCUGCUGUGCCUCUCGCGUCCGCAGAAGCUACUUUGGCUCGCCGUGAGCGCAGCUCUUCCGAUUCUGCAGAGAAGGCUCUGCUUUCUGACCCUUAUGCAUACAUGACACCUCGUCUCAAGAGCCUUGUCCUCUGGGAGAAUCCUACAGUCUCAGGCGGUGCUCUUGCUUCAUCUCUUGCUCUCGUCCUCUCUUGCCGCUGGAUCUCACUAUUGAACCUUGCUUGUGCGCUCUUUGUCUUUGGCAUUGCUGGCUCGUUCAUCUAUGUCAAUGGUUUGCUCGUUUUCAACCGCCUCACCAACAAACCCAACGUUCCUCGUCCAUUAGAGAAGUACUACUCUCGUUCAACAGAGUAUUUGCACGUGGAUGCCGAUCGUUUGCAUCGUCGAGUCGACUAUGUGACAGACGGUCUUAAUGUCAUCUUCACUGAGCUUGCCAAGGUCGUCUUGGUUGAGGACAAUAAGCGCAGUCUCAAGUUUAUCGGUAUCUUCUACGCUAUCUGGACACUUCGCACCUGGUUCUCGACCACCACCCUUCUUUCCUUGAUUUUGGUCUCACUCUUUGCCGCACCACGCAUCUAUCUCGAUAAUCAGACCUUGAUCGACACUCAGGUUGCCAAGACUAGCAAUCUCGUCCAGGCUCAUGUUGGCAAGGGUCGUCAGGUUGCACAAGAGCAAUUCAACAGCGUUUACUCCAAGGCUGAACAGUUUGCCAAAGAGAAGGGUCUUGUGAAGAAGUCUGACAAAAAGCUUGAAUAAGCAGACAAUCAACUGCACAAUCUCGCCUUACUUUUACAUGUACUUUGUCCAUAGCUUCUUUUUUUUUGUCAUUAUUAUUAUUAUUUUUUUUUUUUACAUAGUUUGAAUGUACCUCCACCUGCUUCACAAUUCACUUGUCCCCCCAUCUUGCAAAGACAUUAAAACAUUAAAUCAACAAAAUAGAUACUAGGUUAGGUAGU
This is a messenger RNA of Lobosporangium transversale, 1198 nucleotides long. Its product is annotated as Reticulon-domain-containing protein. NCBI's taxonomy places the organism in Eukaryota, Fungi, Mortierellomycota, Mortierellomycetes, Mortierellales, Mortierellaceae. The transcript has 4 exons. Bases 144 to 998 code for a protein of 284 amino acids. The record is from RefSeq and is a predicted model, not a curated record.